AUCAAAUAUUGACAGAGAAGGCAAUUUGCGUUCCAUCACUAUAUUCUGUAUACUCAACUAAGGUCGAGUGCUUAGAAUAACGGGUAAGAUGGAAAAACAGAAUGAAUCUGCGAUUUUAGAGGAACUUCAAUGUCCAGUUUGUGACUGCUAUAUGAGCCCCCCAAUUUUCAUAUGCAGUAAAGGACACAGCAUUUGCGGAGAAUGCUUCAAAAAAGUUAGAAUAUGUCCAAAAUGUCGUUGUUCAAAACAUAAUACAGCAAGAAAUUAUUCACUCGAAGCUAUAUACGCUAAAUUAAAUAUACCAUGCAAGUAUACAGAAUCUGGUUGUGACGUAGUUCUUCCUGGAGAAUGUAUAAAGAAACAUCAAAAUGUUUGUAAAUAUAUCGAGAUAUUUUGCCCCUUUAGAUAUUAUGCUGACUGUCAAUGGAGGAAACAUCGAGGAAAUUUGAAAUGCCACCUUCAGGAAAGACAUCCUCUCAGUUUCUACACAAGGGAAAAACAGAAAUUUUUGUCUCCAAAUUUCAUUGCUUUGAAAUGUUACCAUUACAUAUAUGCAGUAAUUUAUGCUCAUCAAGAAUUUUUUAGACUGACUUGGGAUAUCAAUGGAGUAACAGGUAUGACAAGAUGGGCUCUGUAUUUCAUAGGACCUCCGGAUACAGCAAAACUUUAUUCAUACAAACUGGAAUUUUACAAAACCAAGAAAGAUGCUCAUGCCAUUUCUUUGACGUUCAAGACUAUAUGCGAACCUAAACCCGAAAAUGACACUAUGAAGUUUGUGGAACAUCACUGUUUUUACAUACAUAAGACUUUAUUGAAUGAUUAUUGCAAUGACAAAGGUGAACUAAAUUAUAAAGUAACUAUUUACAGACCUAAUAAUGAUCAUGUUACUGAAAUUGGUUCACUACUCGAUGAUGUAAACUUUAAUGAUAAUCGAAGUGAUCAGAGUGAAUGAAAUCACUAACAGAAUGAGAGAUGAGCAUCAUUUUGAUAUUUUAGACAAAUUUUAUCAUACGAAAGUGCAAGGACAUCUUCCUUACGAAGACGAUAUCUGUGCGAUGGGUGAAGACAAUUAUACACAGGUUCCACUUCUUUUGUACCAGUUUACAUGUUUAAUUAAUUGUAUUAUACUAUUUUUACUGCCCUGAAUAAGCUUCCCAAUGAGAAGCGGAAGCUUCACAAAGUAACACAGAGUUUUUAUCAAAACUAAUUAAUACAGUUCUUUGUAUGAUUUUCACUAUAGUGGAAAUUAUACAACAAACUGUAUUAAUUAGUUUUAAUAUGGAAUUUCAUCAAGUAUCGGUCAGUUCUAUUCAAUUAGAGUUUUUAUUCUCGAUUUUUGCCUGAGAUAUCACGUUAAUUUAUUUCCCUGUACAAAGAAAAAUUUCCAAGUGAUUAUACAAAUGUUACAUGUCGAAAAAAAACAACAAAAUGGUGUUUUUUGGGUUAUACACGUUAUAAAUCAUUUGAAACCAA
Molecule: messenger RNA, 1473 nt
Organism: Leptinotarsa decemlineata (Colorado potato beetle)
Lineage: Eukaryota; Metazoa; Arthropoda; Insecta; Coleoptera; Chrysomelidae
Biological process (GO): proteasome-mediated ubiquitin-dependent protein catabolic process; multicellular organism development
Cellular component (GO): cytoplasm
Molecular function (GO): ubiquitin conjugating enzyme binding; ubiquitin protein ligase activity; zinc ion binding
Source: RefSeq, a predicted model, not a curated record